Messenger RNA from Staurois parvus, 368 nucleotides. The record is from the annotation of a GenBank genome assembly. NCBI's taxonomy places the organism in Eukaryota, Metazoa, Chordata, Amphibia, Anura, Ranidae.
AUGGGGCCCCCAGGCAAUAAGGGAUCAUGGGGCCCCUGUGUCCUUGCCCAAACUAAAAAAAGCCUAUGAAAAAGGUACCAGGGGCAUCUCAUGGGGCCCCCUACUUACCCCAGGCCCUCGGGCAGUGCCCGAGUUUCCAAAUGGUCAGUCCGCCACUGGGAGUGAGUACACUGCGGAAGGAAUGUACAGUGUGGAUCUGUGACAGGUACAUGAAUUGGGUGCAAGCACAGACACCUUAGGCGCUGCACCCUGAUGUAAAUCUAAAGAGGACCUUUCCUAUCUGCAUGUUUUUAGUCCACAUCAUUAUGAACCAGGAAAAGAUAACCAAGGUGUUGGUAAUGGUGCUGGAAGCUGCAUGACUGGAAGAU